This is a messenger RNA of Symbiodinium sp. CCMP2592, 210 nucleotides long. Lineage: Eukaryota; Dinophyceae; Suessiales; Symbiodiniaceae. The record is from the annotation of a GenBank genome assembly.
AUGGCACUUCGUGCUCCGUGCGUCUGUGUAACCGUUGAUUGCGAAUCGAAGUUCUCCAACCAGAUCGCCAGGGCGCAGCAAGAGGCGGAGCGGCUCCGCGAGACCACUUUGACCAGGGCGGUGGCGCUGGCGAAGGACGCCGCGAUGGCAGAGUGCCGAGCCCAGCGGGACAUCUUCGAACUCUUGCUUGAGCCGGUAAGAUGCGCUUAG